Molecule: messenger RNA, 1297 nt
Organism: Corylus avellana
Lineage: Eukaryota; Viridiplantae; Streptophyta; Magnoliopsida; Fagales; Betulaceae
Product: S-adenosyl-L-methionine-dependent methyltransferases superfamily protein
Molecular function (GO): S-adenosylmethionine-dependent methyltransferase activity
Source: RefSeq, a predicted model, not a curated record
CCCCACACUGCACACCCACCGCAGAGCAGUCCAACCCAAACCAACCGCACAGUAGAAAGACACGCACCAAAACCCACACAGCAUUAGCUUUCCAAAGCCAAAGCAAAAGCCAAAAAGCAACGACUAUGUACAGAGACACGUCGAGCUGCAACACGUACAACUAUGGCGACGCUCAGUACUGGAACGCCCGGUACAUCCAGGAGGGAGGCUCUUUCGACUGGUACCAGCGCUACACUGCUCUGCGCCCUUUCGUUCGCAAGUACAUCCCCACAUCCUCUCGGGUCCUCAUGGUCGGCUGUGGCAAUGCCGUUAUGUCAGAGGACAUGGUCAAGGAUGGGUAUGAAGACAUAAUGAACAUUGACAUUUCAUCAGUGGCCAUUGACAUGAUGAGAAGAAAAUACGAAUACAUCCCUCAGCUGAAAUACAUGCAAAUGGAUGUUAGGGAUAUGAGUCUUUUCCCGGAUGAAUCAUUUGACAGUGUCAUUGAUAAAGGAACUCUUGACUCUUUGAUGUGUGGCACUGAUGCUCCGAUUAGUGCUGCUCGAAUGCUAGGGGAAGUGAGUAGGCUUCUUAAACCUGGAGGGAUCUAUAUUUUGAUAACCUAUGGUGAUCCUACGGCAAGGAUGCCUCAUUUGAGACGACCAAUAUACAAUUGGAAAACCAUGUUGUACAUUAUACCCAGACCAGGGUUCGAGAAGCCUGAAAAUUGCAGUUCAUCAACAAAGUCAUACUUGGAACCCGUUCCGACCACUGAGAGUGGCUUACUUCCACCAGGUUUUGUUUUGGAAGAUCCAGAUUCUCACUUUAUAUACGUGUGUAGAAAGAUGGAUGAGACAGAGUUAAGUAAUAUGUCCAUCUACCCUUUCACAAAUGAUGUUUAAUAGGAUGUAAUUUGUGUGCUCGUCUCCAAGCUUUGACAUGCAUCACAGCCGUUUAUAUGAUUAUUGUCGCCAACUGCACAACCAGGACUAGUCAUUAGCAUCCUUGGAAUUGCUUGUAAAAGAUACAAGAUCCUUCUUUCCCCCCACCCCAAAAAAAAAAAAAAAAAAAAAAAAACUUGAAAUUGUAGGCUAGCUUUAGAUAUGAGGAAAUAGCAAUGAAUAGGAAAAAUGAAACCCAUUGGGGAAACCAUAGUGAGAUCAGCAUAACUUGCAUGUCCUUUUACUGUACUUUCAGACACGAAGCUUGUUUUCUUGUAUUCUUUCUGUACAUUGGUUUCUUUCAUGUUUUUGUGACAGAAAUUAUUUAGUGUUGGUGUGACAUAAAUUGUUAUCUAUGUUACAAGUUUUCCUUUAAA